GUCGACUGUGCAUGUUUUGUUGACGUAGGCGGUUACGAAUACUCUUAUCUGACACUUGCGUGCCAGUAGACUGUCUCUUAAACUUCUUGCCGUAGCAAUUCAAUAUGUAUAUUGUGGUGAAGUUUCUGGAAAUGGAACAGAAUCAUACUGGCCACCCUUCAAAUCAUCCAUGGCAAUAAACAAGGCUGUUAAAGACAGACUGCAGCCAGAUGUGGAUAAAUGGACACUGUUUGAAGUGGAAAUAAUGGUUGCAUGUGCAACUUAUGCUGAUGGACAUCGGAAGUUAAAGUUGGCAGAGGACCAAUCCGAUCUUCAAACAGAUCUUGAGGAGGCACUGGUGAUGGGCAGACCAGUUCGAAAACGCAAGAAGAAACAGUUAUCUAGUAGCAGUAGUGAGGAUGACGAUGAUGAGACAUACAAACCCAAUCCGACCAAGAAAGUUAACAAAUCUGCUAUUAACCACAAAUCUGCUGGACGUCUCACAAGGGCCCCAUCCCCACCACAUAUACCUAACAUGGUAGUGUUGUCAGAGCAAUCUCCAGAGUCUUUACUCCAUUCCCUGCAGUCCACAUCACAUAUACAGGCUGAAUGUCAUCAUUCAAGUUCUGUAGAAUCUAAUCUUAAACAACCUGAGGCACAGGAUCUAAAUGAACUUCUUCCCAGAGAAACACCAAUUCAGCGCUUUCAAAGAAUUUCCCAAAAUGGGUCCUCUUCUCACGAAAACAUUCUGCCAUUCCCUAGAAUGAAAACGCCAACAUCACCCAAAGUAUCAGGUGUCGAAAGAGAGAUGCUUAAAGCCAUCUCAGGCGUCCAGGUGUCUUUGGAUGGUAUAACAAAGGAAUUAGAAUGGCAACGGAAACAAAUGAACACCAUAAUGAUUAAAUUGGAGGGGACAUCUCAGCAUGUAGAAACGGAACAUGUAUUGGAAGGGCUUAAUCUGCCACUUGUUUCUGUGGAGGAAGUUGAGGUAGCUGAAGCAAUGCUGUCUGAAAAGAAUGUCCGGACUGCCCUGGUGACACGUUUGGCCGUAGUAGGUGGCAGUAGCUUGAAAGAGAAUGUGCGGAGAGUUAUGGGCACUGUGCUUUCCAACAAUGUGUCCCGUCUGUACAAUUGGGCAGGAAAGUAUGGUUGGAAGAGCCAGGACAACACACCAAAACGGGCCUUUGGCAAUCUGAAACUAGCAGCAGUAAUAACAAGAGCAAUCAUGCGAAAUGUGCAUCUAAAAGAUGUAACCGAGGUAGUGGUUACCAAGGAGAUGAUGACAUGGCUGCGGAACUCCGGUGAUAGAAAUGGUGGGCGGAAGAAAAGGACGCUAGAUAAAGCAGCAAUUCAAGCGGACCAUAGCAAUGUUGAUUGAACUAUUAUAUUGUGUUUGGCUUUUUAGCUUAAUUUCUGACCCAUGCUAAGGGAUACGCUCCAAAGACAUCAAAGUAACUUUUCUCACGAACGUUCUGAUUUAGAUACAAUAAUUGUAUAUUUAAAGUAAAGUUUAUUAGUAAAUCAUUUAUGUUUCACCUGUUUUAUACGGAUCUGAAUUAUAAUAGGUAUAGAUUAAUCAUUUAUACUUUAUAUUUAGUUUAUAUGAUCUAUUUCUUUCUCUUUCUGUAACAUGCUGAAUAUAUUCAUAGAGAAUGGGGUAAAGUUGGCACUACAGUUUAGGCCAAAACAUCUAUGGUUCUUAAAGGUGGUGCUAUGACACUGGUUAUUCUUUCUAUAUGACUGACUGGCCGCCAAAAGAUGGUGGUUUAUGUUGUCUUUCCGAUAUCUACAAGUGCACCUCAUGUUUCUAAAAAACAAUUUUAAAUAACUGAUCAAUGCUCCAGAUAAUUUUUAGAUCUGUUGGGUAUUUCACUCCCGUUUUGAAAUUAACUGAGUGAAAUUAAAGAAUUUUUUUUUAAAUGACUGGCUAUUUUCACUCUAUUUUGAAAUUUAUUGAGUGAACUAUUCCAAUAAUUGUCAUGUUGUUAAUAGUUAUUUUUGCAAUCAUAUGUUGUUACGUUAUUUUUAGAAUGUGUGUGUGUGCGUGCAUGUGCAUAGUCAUGCAUGUCUGACAACUACAUGUAGUAUUGACUUGUGCUUAUCUGUGCAUUAGCCUAGCACAUAAAUCAUUAAAUGUAUCUCGAGUAAACAAUAUAAAUACUUAGAUUGAAAUUUAUGAACAUUUUCAUUCAUUGGUUACACAAUAUGCGCAUAAUUGAAAUUUAUGAACAUUUUCAUUCAUUGGUUACACAAUAUGCGCAUAAUUGGUAGGUUUUGCCGGUGACAUGGUUUUUUUCUGUUGUAAAAUACAUAGAUAAUGCAGCUUAUCACGUUUAAACCGGCCUCGGUGGCGUCGUGGUUAGGCCAUCGGUCUACAGGCUGGUAGGUACUGGGUUCGGAUCCCAGUCGAGGCAUGGGGUUUUUAAUCCAGAUACCGACUCCAAAUCCUGAGUGAGUG
Molecule: messenger RNA, 2437 nt
Organism: Gigantopelta aegis
Lineage: Eukaryota; Metazoa; Mollusca; Gastropoda; Neomphalida; Peltospiridae
Exons: 8
Coding region: 170-1357 (395 amino acids)
Source: RefSeq, a predicted model, not a curated record